AUGCCCAUCAAACAAGUCCGCCAGCUGACGUUGGGCAACAUUUGGGUUUUAAGCGGUGACGAGGAGCAUAGGAAACGGCGAGAGAGAGAGGGAAAAGACCGCGCGGCCACUUGGCCUAUCUACCUACCUAUGCGUAUGCAUAACUGGGGAAAUCGGCAAUAUCAGAAACCGGCAAGGAGUGCUAGUCCCAACGGCCGCAUGCGCGCAUUCGUGGCAUCGGCACUGUUCUUCCUGCGCUCCGGCAAGCCGUCAUCUAUAACCUCAUGUAGGAAAUCCAUGGUUAGGCAAGGCGACGCUCAGAUGGGCCGUGUUUCAAGCGAAUGCAGCACGCCCCCAGCGCCCAGCGCUUUGAAUCGGGAUCUAAUCGGAACAAGCCCCGCGAUCCGCAUGCUUGUCAUACGAGCCUCAGCAAGGGAGCGUGAAACGCAACAACGGCGGCGGCUGGCAACGGAUCGCGGGUGUAGGUGGCCGUCCGUGUAUCCAAGGCAGUUUGAUGGUGCCGCUGCUUGCAUGUGCUCCUGUCGUGGGCUGUCGUGGUCUGAAGGUGGUGGUGACGGCAGACAGGCGUUCUGUAUGGACGCCUCCAGAGCGCCUCGUUCCCUCAAAUUCGGAGCUGCGGUCAGAGCUGCGUGUGUGACGCCGAUUCCCAGCUUUUACGAGGCACCAUAUGGCGUAGCUGGCAGGCUGCUACUAAGAUACUGCGUACCUAUACUACCAAGGUAUUGGCCAGGACAUGUGUCCUUUGUACGUGUCGGCCUGCGCCCGCCGCAUGUCUACCUCGCAUCACACACUUACAUGGACUUACAUGUGAAUUGCGCGGCCCAUCAUGCGCGGCAGGCUAGCUGCUGCUCGUCGAUAUUCAUGUACUGGCCUGCAAAAUCCAUGCCACUGAAUGCGAGUGUGCCGCGUGCGCGUGCAUCUUGUACGCCUCGCUGCCUUAACGGGCCCUGUAUUGCCCAGUCUCCGGUCAAAACCCCCGAGCCCAACACUGUCGGGAAGUUGGAGGGGGACACGAUGUUCGUCUUUGCUGGAAUGGCCUUCUCUCGCAAGGGAAAGGCGAGGCGGGUAUUUCAGUCCCAGCCGAUUGGACAGACCCUGUUUUCAAGGCCGUUGUCGAUGCAGCGCCCCCUAGCCUUCAAGCCGGCAUUAGCAGAAAGAAAUGGACCCAUGCUUAUACGUACAUCGAGCUGUUGGUUCGGUGGUGCUACUUGGAAGGGGAGCGGAGAAGAGCAAUCCUCCUCUAUGAUUCAAGGCACUCCAUCAAAGAGAGUCUGCAUCUGCAAAGGUGUGGGGAAUCCAACAAGGGGUGGCAAGGGUGCAGGAGACGCUCUGCGGCCUGACAUUCAAGAUCCAGUAGCACCACUCGUAUAUGUGUACCGCCUAGCCGGAGUAGUCGGCUCCUCCUACUGCAGGUCCCCAGCUUCCGGGUCGCGCAGUUGA
Trichoderma virens Gv29-8 is the source of this 1440-nucleotide messenger RNA. RefSeq lists its product as uncharacterized. The transcript has 9 exons. Bases 1 to 1440 code for a protein of 479 amino acids. NCBI's taxonomy places the organism in Eukaryota, Fungi, Ascomycota, Sordariomycetes, Hypocreales, Hypocreaceae. The record is from RefSeq and is a predicted model, not a curated record.